This is a messenger RNA of Nerophis lumbriciformis (worm pipefish), 1905 nucleotides long. Lineage: Eukaryota; Metazoa; Chordata; Actinopteri; Syngnathiformes; Syngnathidae. The record is from RefSeq and is a predicted model, not a curated record.
AUGAUGACCCAGCUAGGAGCUGAGAUCAGCCAGAAAGACCGCUCUGACACCGUGACGUCCCCUUUGUCUCCACUAGUCAUGGCUUCCUCUUCCUCCCCCUCCUCCUCUUUCUCCUCCUCCUCCUCCUCCUCCUCCUCCUCACUCAUUCCGCGUCUGUCCUCCAUCAGCAGCGGCCUGGAUGCUCCGCUGAGCUCAAACAUGGCUGUGAAUCUCGCCAAGAACAGACUGCUCCUGCUCACCGCCUACCAAGACGUCAUCGACGAAUGCUCCGACACCGACUGGGCCUUGUACACGUACGAAGACGACAGCAAUGAUUUAACGCUGGCAUCGACGGGAGGGGGCGGCCUGGCAGAAAUCACGCUGACCUUUGACAACGCCCGGGUCAUGUACGGCUUCUGCGGCUUGAAGGAGCCCAACGCCGCCUUGCCGCGAUACAUCCUCAUUAACUGGGUGGGCGACGAUGUGCCCGACGCCAGGAAGUGUGCCUGCGCCAGCCACGUGGCCACCAUUGCGGACUUCUUCCAGGGCGUGGCAGUCAUCAUCAACGCCAGCAGUGUCGACGACAUCGACCCGUCCGCCAUCGGGCAGCGGCUCACCAACGGCACCGCGGUGGCGGCCAGUCCCGUCCUGACUCGUCUCAAAACCCGAGAAGAGGAACGUGGAGACGUGAAGGGCACAGUGUACCAAAAGACCAACGCAGAGGUGGAGAUGAAGAAAAUCAAUCGAGAAGAAUUCUGGGAGCAGGCCAAGCGCGAGGAGGAGCUGAGGAAGGAAGAGGAAAGGAAGAAGCUGGCCGAGGAACGCCAGCGCUUUGAGGAGGAGCGAAUGGAGCUGGAGAGGAAGGAGCAGGAGAACCGAGAGCGGAGGUACCGGGAGCGAGAGAGGCAGAUUGAAGAGCACAGGAAGAAAAUACAAGAGGAAGAAGAGGCCAAAGACAGGUUGCAGAGUCACACAACCUUACCGGCAGAGCUAAGCAUCGAUGACCUCAGCCUGGACAAGAAGGAGUCUGAAGUGGAGGUUCAGGAGGCCAAGGCCAUCAUUGCUCAGCGGUCCGGGAACCCCCGAGAGUUCUUCAAGCAAAAGGAACGAGCCAUGACCAUCAGCGUGGACACCUCGCCCGUCGCCGUCCACAGGGCCGGCCGCUUGGACAGCCCCUUUUUGAGGCAGCAACACAGUCCCGGCAGCCCCACUUGGACUCCCCCGCCCAGGGGGGUGUCGCCUCUGCGCACUGCCGCGCCGCACGCACAGACGCACCGCGCCGCCGGGGACAACGGCGAGCAAGCAAGCGUGGAGCGGAACGUGGCGGCGGUGUCGCCCAUCCCCCAGAUUGUCACCACGCCCAUCAAGGAGGAAGCCAACAUGGAGACAGAAUGCGCAUUUGACUGGGAACCAAAGCAGGAGCAGAAAGCUCCUGUCCAGGAGUGGAGCCCUUCCAAGCCCGUUCAGAGCGUAGCCCCCCAGGCCCGCGAGCCCGCCUUCUCCACGUGGGAUUCCGCCACCGAAGAUCUGGUGGACCUGAUGGGCGACGCGCCUACAGCCGGCGUUCGCUCUCAGCCGCUUCUCAGCUUUGACGAGCUGACGGACGGCGACUCGCGCGCGGCGACCGAGGGGGAUCGACCCGCCGGCCCGCUGGACGAGGACGCCUCGGAGCAGAUGACGCUCAGCUACCAGCACGCGUUGCAGCACGCCGCCGCCGACGGACACGCGCUGAUGACCAACGGGGAAACGCUGAUUAAAGAAGCCGCUCAGGCGAGCGAGGGCUACUUCAGCCAAUCGCAGGAGGAGGAAUUCGGCCAAUUGGAGGAGGGCUCGGCAAAAGCCACACCUGUGCUUUAUAACAAGCCGCCAGAAAUUGACAUCACGUGCUGGGACGCCGACCCCGUGGCGGACGACGACGACGACUAG